CAAUGAGGCUGUCAGAUGCACUAUUUAUCACCUGGCUCCAGAAAGAUGCUGAGGCAGAAAGGCGCAGCUAGAGCGCUCGCCUGUAUCAUCGUUUUUUAUCUGCGUUUGCUUUAAGGGCUGUUAUAAAAAAAAAAUAGACAGCAUUCGUGAAGCCGAGAUGAGAAUAGCAUAGAAGUACUGUUUAUGUCUGCGUACCAACCGAUUUUUGAUUUAUUACUUCUUCUGCGGAAUUACCAUCACUGUGACACUCGUUUGGCGUAAAAGGGAUACAGCGCAAGUGGUUUGAGAUUAGUACUAUUCGAAAAUCAUCAUGAGUACCGUACUUCAACAACAGGCUGUCCAUAGCCCACUAGAGAAGCAGCAGGGCACCUCAAUUUUGUGCCACAACUGUGGGAAAGCUUGCAAAGGAGAGGUCCUGCGUGUUCAGAACAAACAUUUCCACCUUAAAUGCUUUGUCUGCAAAGUGUGUGGCUGUGAUUUGGCCCAGGGUGGUUUUUUCGUACGUCAAGGAGAGUACAUUUGUACCUUGGAUUACCAGAGGCUGUAUGGAACACGCUGCUUUAGCUGUGAUGAGUUUAUAGAAGGGGAGGUGGUUUCUGCUCUGGGGAAAACCUAUCACCCAAAGUGCUUCGUCUGUGCUGUUUGCAGACAGCCUUUUCCUCCAGGCGACCGGGUGACUUUCAAUGGGAAAGAAUGCAUUUGCCAAAAGUGUUCACAGCCCUUGCCUGCCAACAGCCCUGCACCAGUCCAAGUUGUCCGAAACUGCUGUGGCUGUGGAAAAGAUUUUAAAAAUGAACAGUCUCUGGUGGCUUUGGACAAACACUGGCACCUUGGGUGCUUUAAAUGCAAAAUUUGUAAUAAAGUGCUGAACGCAGAAUACAUCAGCAAGGAUGGGGUUCCUUACUGUGAGGUCGACUACCACGCAAUGUACGGCAUUCAGUGUGAACAGUGUAAGAAGUACAUCACAGGCAAGGUGUUAGAGGCAGGUGAUAAACAUUACCACCCGUCUUGUGCAAGAUGUGUCAGGUGUAACCAGAUGUUUGGAGAGGGAGAAGAGAUGUAUCUUCAAGGUUCUUCCAUUUGGCAUCCACCCUGCAGACAGGCUGCCAGAGUAGAAGAGAAACAUAAGAAGCAGGUCCGGAUUCUCCUCAGUGACGGUUCUUCCCAGGUAACAAGAACUUCUUCAGAAAGCAUCACAUCUGUGCCUGCAUCGAGCACAUCUGGGUCACCCAGCCGUGUCAUCUAUGCUAAGCUUGGAGAUGAGCUUCUUGACUACAAGGAUCUGGCUGCGCUCCCUAAAGUUAAAGCCAUCUACAACAUUGACCGGCCUGACAUGCUGACCUACUCCCCAUAUAUCAGCUAUAUAUCAGAAGACAGACAUUACGGAGAGUUACAGUCACCCCAGCUGCUUUCUCCAACACCCACUGAGGGUGACCACAAUGACAAAUCCCCUGGCCAGAGGAGGGCCUCCAGUCCCGGCUCCCACAGCUCCCUGGGAUACGGACGCUACACUCCAUCGCGCUCUCCUCAGCACUACAGCAGGCCAGGCUACAAGCAAGAUCUUCUUGAAAAUAAGAUGUGGCAUCUCAGUUUGCCAGCUCACGGUAGUGAAAGUGGUCGGAGUACCCCCAGCUUAUCUGCAUAUUCAGACAGCAAAUCUCCUUCCUAUGUGCAAGCGCCCAGGCAUUUCCAUAUACCAGACACUAGGACAAAAGAUAAUAUCUAUAGAAAACCCCCUAUCUACAAACAGCAUGUAUUAAGGACAUCUUGGCAGGAUGGAGACGAUGCAGACAGCAGAAAGAUGAAGACAAGCUGGUUGAUUUUAAAGAGUGAGAUGGACGCUAGAUCUGGUUCAGAUGAUAUCGACCCAAGAACGUCCACUUGCAGUCUUCCCAUUGAUUCCUCCCAGCCCAGUUUCCCUUAUUCUAAAUCAGCCUCCCUACCUGGGUAUGGUAGAAAUGGAAUCCACAAGGCCUCAGACCUCACUUCAUAUGAAGCAGAGCAGUACUCCAGCUGGGGAAUGAGAGAGUACAAGGUUUACCCCUAUGAAGUUCUCGCAGUGACAAACAGAGCUCGAGUGAAACUGCCAAGGGAUGUGGACAGAACCAGGCUGGAGAGGCAUUUGUCCCCAGAGGAGUUCCAUAAUGUCUUUGAAAUGACGAUUGAAGAAUUUGAUCGCUUAGCCUUGUGGAAAAGAAAUGACCUUAAGAAGAAAGCACGUCUUUUCUAAAAAUUAAAAAAAGAAAGAAAAUGGUAUCAAAAUUGUUGCUUAGCUUCCGUCCUGCCUGACAAAAGUAUAUAUUUACUUUCUUGCAGAAUCGUCACUGUUAGAAUAAAAACUAAUUGGAAGCCAGCAGGGAUACAGAGUAGCUAAAGUUGCAUGGCCAGCUUUGUGUUUUACCCAAGUGUGACACUGGUCUUAGCCAUAACCCUUUCUUUGCUGGACAAAUAUUCUUUCUAAUCCGCACACAGGUCUUUGUUGCAGUUGGUACUAUGAAGUAACUCACCUGUACACAGCUCAUUCUAUUAGAUACAUUGUCUAAUUUUGCUGCAGUAAAGACUAAUUAAAAGUUAUUCAGCAUCCUAAGGCCAAAGCAUGGAUGAGGAAAGAUUACCUUUUUAUUUUGUACCACAGAACAAAGACUAAGCACCUUACUAUAUUUUUCGAUAAACCUUUUUGUGCAAAGAUUGAAGUGUAUGUUUCAAAUUGACGAAGGCUAUAUUUUUAGUUGAUGUAUUACUAUUUAUUGGAGUGCUGAAAUUCUCUGAAAUGGUUAGUUGUAUUGAAUACAUGAUUUAUUAGUGAGACUGAAAACAAAACGAGGGAAACUGCCCAAGAAAUUCCUGUUUAUCACAGAAAUGCCUUACUAGUGGCACUACCAAAACCUACAUAUGCAUUUGCAAAUGGGAAAGACUGAUUGAGGUCAGUUGUGGUUGCUACUGUAUGUCACCAUGAAACAGCAAUAACAGAAAUGCAGAUGUACCUCUAAUUUAAUUUUUUAUUUACAAUCUUCCAAUAAGAGUUACCUACUUCCCAAAACCAACCAAGGGGUCAUUAUUGUUGAGAAAAGGUUUUCAGUAAAAAAGCCUUUUCAGAACCCUGAACACUAACUUUGAGCUUAGACAAAACUUGAUGCCUAAGUACAGCAUGUUUUACAUGUCAAUAGGUAGAGCUCAGCAGGGCUAGGGUUUCCUACAAUACACAGUGAUAGUGGUUGUCUGGAAGAGAAGGGCUCUAAACAGGAAUUAGUAUGCAGUGGAAUGGGGUGAAUCAGUAAACCUAUUGAUAUGUUUUUGUGUUUCUGCCAGGUUAUGUCAGCAUGAUAGCAAGCAUGAUUUUAAUUGGGAACAUUCCCAUGAUUUUCAGCUGCUGUGUUUUAUGGCACACAUACUGGACAGAAUAAAAUAUUGAAAUGGCACUACAGCUGGCAUGAUAGCAUUAAAAUAUUGCGUAAAAGUGCACAGCCGGUGUUCUGAUACCAAAACAGAAAUCCAGUGCUAGUGCAGCAGUAGUCUAAAAGUAACAGCACAUAUUUACAGUAGGUUCCACAACACUUGUUUUUGUAACUACUCACAACACUUUGAGCUAUGUUCACUUAUUGGAAAUCUUAAAAUCUUUGCUUUGCUUGCUGCAUAGACACUGCGUUUUGUAAAGCUACCAGAUAGAUCAGGUUAACAGCAGAGGCCUGAAAUAUUUUCUACUCUGUAUUUUUACUCCCCCAGAUAUUUUCUUAAUAGAAUUCCACAAUGAUAAAUUGUCCUCUGCAUUCAUUUCUUGCAGUUAUUUUAAAAGACUGUCUUCAGACACACUUCAGAUCUUAUGUUCCCCUUCCAUUCCCUCAGACAUUGGUUUAUCAGAUCUACUGUAUACAGACCAUUUGCAUCCUGACAGGCAGACGUGUUAUCUAGUUGUUGAGGUCUGGACUCAGGAGAGCAAAUCAUGAGUUCAGGUCCUGGGUAGGACACUGAUUUUGUACUGUUGAUUAAAAUAUUUCACUCCAUUAAAUGCCCUGCUGUGUAAUGGGUCUUCAAAUAAGCACAGACAUUUAUUCACAUUUUGUCAUUGUGAAUAAACGUCUGUGCUUACUUGUUCACAGAAUUGACUUAUCUGGCUAAAUGAAGGGUUGCAAAUUGUCUCUAUUAUCCCUAGGUAUAUGCCAAAGUACACUUACAAUUCAUACGAUUCUCUGGAAAUUGCAGUGUACAGGAUAGUGUCCAGUGUAUGUUUUUAUAAAAGGCUGGUAUGUAAUUUCAAUCAAGAACCUGAGUUUGUGGGUUUACUCCAGACAGUCUAAUGUGUAAUCUUUCUUGAAAUCCGUUCAUUGCAUUUCUUUAAGAUUAUAAAAAAUAUUUAGGACAAUCUUAGUGUCGUGUGAUCACUACAUUACUGUACAUAAUUCUGUAUGUAACUUAGAAUUCACUUAAAUCAGGGGCCUGAUCCUUUUUUUCCCCUAAGAUAUAAUACUCACAAAUGCUUGUUUGCUGUUAUUGUAAACCUGUAUAAAGCAAGCAAGAAAUAAGUACAGAAUGCGGUCUACAUCUGUGCUUGUUAAAUCUGAAUAUACUGUAUUUGAGCAUUUUCUUUAGGAUGACAAGGGCAGACAGUUUUCAGUUUCAGUCUAAACCAGCUAGUUCAUCAUAUGAGGCAAAUUUAAUAAAUGAAGACAAAUGCUGUGUACUUCAAAAAGGAUGUGGGAUUUACAUAUCUAUUUUUAUAAACAUCUUUAAGUGUCUAUGUAAACUCCAAACAGUUCUAAAAGUAAAGAACAUACUUGAAGCACUAAUUUUAAAAAAUGUCAUUUUCAUGUACAAUUCAAUACAGUUCUCUUUUUCUGCAUAUUUGAUAAAAUACAAAAAGGCAAAAAGGCUAAUAAAUGCCAUGUGAUGCAGAAGUAUGGCAAAUGUUUAGCCAAGCUUUAUUUCUUUGUCUUAACAUGCAGAUUUAAGUAUUUAAGUCAUGUUUAUUUAGCCAUUACAAUGCCUGAAUUAUUAGGGUGGUUUUAUUUUGCCUUUAUGCCUUUAUUUCAAGUGGAUUUGUGUUGCAGCUCAUUUUUUACAGUUCAGAACUGUGUUGCAUAUCAGAUACGCCUGGCUGAUUUUUAAACCGUGCUCUAACAGAAAGCUGCCUAUUGAAAUCAGUUGAUAGCAUAUUUGUAUUGUAUAGAAACAAUAUUAAAAGUGAACAGUGGGGGCUAAUAUCUUGAGCCUAGACAAGUCAACAUUUUUGCUCACUCAGGCUCUUAAGUCUUUAAAUUUGAAGCUAUAAACAGUAAAUGCUAAUGUCUUGGAUUAGACAAAAGUCAAAAUUUUGCUCAAUCUGGUCAUUGAAUCCUUAUAAUCCUUUAAAAUUGUUAAAACCAUAGUUCUUUCACAUUCUAAUUAUUAUGUUUGCGUCUUCUUAUCCAAAUUAACAUUGUUUCAAAGAAAAAUUAUAUGAUUCAUCAUGUAGUAUGCAAAAUCCAAAAUUCUGGUAGUAUGCUUUUUAAAGGAAGGAUAAAUUGCUUCUUAUAUUGUACAUGAUGUUGUAAAAACUUUCUUCAGCUAAAUGUUCACCACAAAUAAAUCUCAAACUAAGUGAAAUCUAUUGUGUCCGAAGUGCUAUUGCAUUUUACAUCUGCAUUUGUACUUUUUAGCACCUGCGUCUAUAGUCUUUAAUGUACAUGUAAGGGUGUCUAUCAGUAGGAGCAAAUAUCAGUGAAAUGUUGCUCUUUUCCCAUUCUGUUGCAAACAUUGGGUCAGCUUGUUGAUUACAUGAUAUUUUCUUAUAUACAGUACUGUAUGUGUAAAGAAAGAACAACCAAAUGUAACAUGUUGUCAUUACUAUUAAUGUUUGUAUUUGUGGCACAGCAAUUUGAAGGUAAAAGGUCAAUAUGGCUUUAAGCCUUUUUCUUUUGGUUUGCUGAUUUGCAAUAAAUGCUUAUGCUCAUCUUAUGUUUCA
This is a messenger RNA of Lepisosteus oculatus (spotted gar), 5938 nucleotides long. It is a transcript of the gene ablim2, whose product is annotated as actin binding LIM protein family, member 2. NCBI's taxonomy places the organism in Eukaryota, Metazoa, Chordata, Actinopteri, Semionotiformes, Lepisosteidae. Gene Ontology annotation, biological process: lamellipodium assembly; cytoskeleton organization. The record is from RefSeq and is a predicted model, not a curated record. Gene Ontology annotation, cellular component: actin cytoskeleton. Gene Ontology annotation, molecular function: actin filament binding.